Molecule: messenger RNA, 1166 nt
Organism: Lycium barbarum (goji berry)
Lineage: Eukaryota; Viridiplantae; Streptophyta; Magnoliopsida; Solanales; Solanaceae
Product: probable phosphopantothenoylcysteine decarboxylase
Exons: 3
Coding region: 283-912 (209 amino acids)
Biological process (GO): coenzyme A biosynthetic process
Cellular component (GO): phosphopantothenoylcysteine decarboxylase complex
Molecular function (GO): FMN binding; phosphopantothenoylcysteine decarboxylase activity
Source: RefSeq, a predicted model, not a curated record
AUCCCGCCCUUUAAAAUCCCCAUAAUAAUUCACCGUCGCCGGAACUCCCAUCACCGUUGCCGGAGCAAGUAUACUACUUAAGUUCAGUUUCAAACAUAUUUACGCUCAAGUCCUCAGAAAACUUUCUUAUUCCAGUUAGCACCUCUACUUUUUGACUUUUUUUUUGGCAAUUGCUACUGUUUAUCUCUCUUAAAGAUCUCAAUAAAUUUGGCUAAGCACUUGUUAUUUGAACUUGUGGUCGUAAAUUUCCUGAAGACUUUGCUCAAUUAGGUUAGGGUAGAUAUGGAGCCUAUGAGUUCAGAGAUGGAAUCAGCUCAGAUGAACAGUGCACCGAGGAGACCUCGUAUUCUUCUUGCAGCAAGUGGAAGUGUGGCUGCUAUUAAGUUUGCCAAUCUUUGUCGUUGUUUUUCUGAAUGGGCAGAAGUUAAAGCAGUUGCAACAAAACCUUCUCUUCAUUUCAUAGACAAAGCUUCACUUCCGGAAAAUGUCAUUCUUUAUACUGAUGAGGAGGAAUGGUCCACUUGGAAGAAGAUAGGUGAUAGCGUGCUACACAUUGAGCUCCGCAGGUGGGCUGAUAUUAUGGUUAUUGCCCCUUUGUCAGCAAACACACUUGGGAAGAUUGCUGGCGGACUAUGUGAUAACUUGUUAACCUGCAUCAUACGAGCAUGGGACUACAAUAAACCCCUUUUUGUGGCACCAGCUAUGAAUACAUUGAUGUGGAAUAAUCCAUUCACAGAAAGGCACCUUAUGAUAAUUGACGAGCUUGGGAUCUCUCUUAUACCACCAGUAUCAAAGAGACUGGCUUGUGGAGAUUAUGGAAAUGGAGCAAUGGCUGAACCUUCUCUCAUCUACUCAACUGUAAGACUCUUCUAUGAGUCACGAUCACAAUCAGGUGGCAGCAACAUGGCGUGAUCCACAGAUAAUUAAACUCCGUUCGUCGGUUUGUACAAGUGAUAGAAAUUGUCAAAAUUCAGGACCUCGAGUAAUGUUACUUAGCAUACGCCAGUUGUGUUUAUUUUUUUUUCUUAAAUUCUUCACCUCCCUAGUGUCAUGUUUGUAUCAAAUUCAAUCAAGGUUCAUGUUCAUUGUAGUCGAUUGCCUCAGAAUAUUAUGCAACUCUAUAGAGUAACUGCUGCUAAUUAUGCAUGUGAUCAUGAUCAUGACCA